Messenger RNA from Gryllus bimaculatus (two-spotted cricket), 2490 nucleotides. Lineage: Eukaryota; Metazoa; Arthropoda; Insecta; Orthoptera; Gryllidae. The record is from the annotation of a GenBank genome assembly.
GUUGUCGCAAUCAAAACCUCCUACUGGUCGUCUCCACAAAAAUAGUUUGUUCUGUCUCUAAUAUUAGGUCUGCUCUCGCAUUCGGGAGCACGAGGUUCGUUGUCAUGUGUGCUGAUGUGUGUUAAGUUCUUUCUUGCUGUUGACAGAUUUUGAUGUUAAAAGUAUUGACAACAUAUCGGUGGUGACUUAUCUUUCUGUCAUCGUCUUGCAUAUUUUGUAUAGGCGCAUUUUAUUAUCUUCGUGGCAUUAAGUCCAAUACGCAAUGAAUGGAGGUUUGAGGUGGAUGAGUCAAAGAGGUGUGACUGCAACGUGUAUUUAAUGUCGAUCGUGUGUGACAUAAAGUGCAUUCGUCAUUUAGUGAAAUGGAAGAAAUUACUCCUGCUGAUAUUCAACAUUUAUUAGAAUACUUUUCGAGAAAUACUUACAAAGCCAAAGAGACGGAUCCCAAGAGUCAAGAUGUUAUGCAGAAGUGCCUGAACUUAGUGACAUUGGAUUAUAGUAACUUAGUAAUUAAUAAUGGCGGAGGGGAGCUUAGUGCACAUUAUCCCAGCCAACUAAUAGUGUUGGAGUAUGAACUACCUGCAGCUUCCUCGGGGAACAGCAAACCAAAUGAUGCUCCCCCUUCACGCACCACAAGCACCAUUUAUGAGAGCAUGUAUGAUGUAGGAAAGUUACGAGACUUGUUUGGAAAGGCGAGAUUUGCACGGUGUCGUGCCAGGUUUCCUCUCCCUGUGAUCCUGUAUCGUGGAAAACAUGUUUGUAGGUCAGCUACUUUAUCAGGAGGUCCAGAAAUAUAUGGAAGGUCUGGUUUUGACUACUUUUUCUCUGGUAGUGAGAAUCCACCUGAUGACGAAGAAAAGGAUGAUGGAGAUGAAAGAUUGCCACAUGCUCAGAGUGAUUGGCAACUAUUUGAUCGGGUCAGAAGCCAAGAUAUUAGAUUACUUAAAACUUUAAAUGUUGGCACAAUAGUGGAUUUCAUGGUGGAGAAGAAGAAAGUCAAAUUUGGAAUGAAUGUUACUUCAUCUGAGAAAGUUGACAAAGAAAAUAGAUAUUCUGAUUUCACCAUAAUCUCAUUACCAUAUCCGGGAUGUGAAUUCUUCAAAGAAUACCGGGACAACAAUUAUGUGGCCAAAGGACUGGUGUUUGAUUGGAUGCAAGCGCAUGUGGAUGCAACAAUUGGUGUGCCUGAUGACACAGUUUCAUCACAGUUGAAAAUUGAUUGGAAUAAUUACAAAAUGUGGGAUUUGGUGAAGUUGACUCAAAACUACUUGAAGUUGUUGUUGCGUUACCUACAAGAAAAUAGCUCAGGGUUGCUGAUUCAUUGCAUCAGUGGCUGGGACCGAACACCACUUUUUAUAUCUCUAUUGCGUUUAUCUCUGUGGGCUGAUGGUACAAUACAUCAGUCUUUAAAUGCAUGUCAGAUUUUAUAUUUUACAAUUGCCUAUGAUUGGAUGCUCUUUGGACACAAUUUAGAAGAUCGCCUUGGGAAAGGCGAAGAGAUAUUUUUCUUUUGCUUUGACUUCCUUAAGCACCUGUCUGGUGAUGAGUUCAGUGUGACAGCACGUCCAAAGUCAAAGCAUGUGUUGCGAAAUGAUUCUGACAUCCAUCUGGACAGUUUGUUGUUUGAUGGAGAAGGAACUGUGAACUGCCUUGGUUCAAAUGUAAGCCUGAACAGUUCAUGUAGUUCACAGAGUAGUAGAAGUCAAGACAAUCCUCCAACUGUUUUCCAUAACGUUCCUGAUGGCUACGAAGAAUCUGCUAACGGGAACAUAACUGUGCAGAGUUUGGGCGCACAGCAUUGGCAGAUGUGUUCCUUAGAACCUCAUAAUACUCCAUCGGGUGCUCCUAAUGUUUGCCCUCGAUCACCUCUCUCCAAUAGAACCAGUCCUGUUGCUGUGCCUGUGAGCAGCCGGCUUCGCCAUCGUAAUGACUCAAGUAGUUCCCUUAGUGUUGGCAGCUGGCAACUCAUUUCUGGGACUGGAAGUUUACGUGGUUCAGCCUCGGCUUCUGUAACUGCCUCAACUGGAGAAUCUAGUGCUCCUAAUUCACAUGCUAGUAGUCACCAGUCAUUAUGUGAAGGUACCUUUUCUGCUGAGUCCAGUACUACAGUUAUAGAAGAUGAUUGCUUUACUUUCAAUGCUACAACUGCAGACCCUCUACCUUACUCAAGUUCCCAGAGGCGAGAAAAGUUGACAGCAGUGAGGUCACUUUUUCACAGUGCUUAUUGCUCAACUAUAGGAUUCAAGUUCAAAGGAGGUCAAGAUUCUGGUCUUGGAAGUUUAUUAGGAAAUUUUGCUGAGAAAGUUGGUUUCAUUUCUGCACAAAGGACAUCUGUGUAGUGUUACUCAAUUCUGUGUUGGAUGAUGGUGGGAGUGCUAAUGUUAAGACUGUUUUUAUAAAAUAUUGACAGAGAAAAUUUAAUUUAUCCAAAUGUUUAUUUUUGUACUCCAAAGAGUUAUAAAUUCUGGAAUAAAACGUUGUUUUCUUGAA